Messenger RNA from Gossypium arboreum, 1773 nucleotides. Its product is annotated as protein IQ-DOMAIN 12-like. The transcript has 7 exons. Bases 398 to 1555 code for a protein of 385 amino acids. Gene Ontology annotation, molecular function: protein binding. Lineage: Eukaryota; Viridiplantae; Streptophyta; Magnoliopsida; Malvales; Malvaceae. The record is from RefSeq and is a predicted model, not a curated record.
GACAGAUGGGGGAUUAGAAACCAACACUCACUCGCUUGUGCUCUUUAAAAGAUCAUGACUCACUCUUCAUCAAAGUGCCUGCAUUUGCCACAUCAUUGUAAAUGAUUUCAAUGUGGUUCAAACAUACACCAUUGACCAACUUAGAUUUUUCAUCAAUAUAUAUACGUUUGAUUGUUGUCCUUGUGGUUUUUAUUCAUCCAUAUGUCAUUGUUAUGAUACAAAGGAUUUGAAACCAGUUUAUAGCUUGUACUGGUAACUUUCGAGCUGCUUUCCUGUUUUUAUGAAACUUACCAUGUUUGACAAAAUAGCUAGCUGGUAUUGUUGAUGUAAACGGAUUCGGGGUGAAAUCAUGUCAAAACGAAGAGUUUGUGUAUGAAUGCUUCAAUGAAUUCUGUCAAUGGGAAAGAAAAGGAGCUGGUUUAGUUGGGUGAAAAAGAUUUUUGCUUCUAAUGCACAACCAAAAACACAGAAGAAAUCAAGGAGGUGGAGAUGGAUUUUCGGAAAACUAAAGCUCAAGCAAUGUCGCCCUGCAUUGCCGGCGAUACCCCAGCAGAAAUCGUUAUGUCAAGCAACCGAGGAUCAAAGAAAGCAUGCUUUGAAUCUUGCCAUUGCGACAGCUGCUGCAGCUGAAGUUGCGGUUGCUGCAGCACAAGCAGCAGCCCAGGUCGUUCGUCUGGCUAAUGCCUCUAACCACUUCAGUAAUUUCACAACAAGGGAUAGGAACCGAGCUGCUAUUAAGAUCCAAACCGCUUUCAGGGCACAUCUGGCAAGGAAAGCCCUACGGGCACUAAAGGGACUGGUGUUACUCCAAGCCAUUAUCCGUGGCCAAGUCACGAGACGUCGAGCAAUGAAAAAUAUGAAAUGCUUGCAAUCUGGUACGGACAUGUACCCAGAGAUCAAGGAGAAAGUUAUCUGUCAAGACACCAGGAGAAAUCAGAGCCUCGUACAUAAAGAUCAGUUGCAAGGCAAGGACAUUAUUAAACAUGAAUACUAUAGCCGAAGGAACUGGAAUGAUAGUGUGUUCUCUAAAGAAGACGCUGAAGCCGUAUGGUUAAGAAGGCAAGAGGCAAUGGCCAAACGAGAGCGUAUGAAGAAAUACUCGUAUUCUCAUCGGGAGAGAGUGAAUUCGUAUAUGCUCGAUGAAUCCGUGCACGUCAAAGAAACCGGAAGGAACAGCUUCGUGGAAGCAGAAGCAAAUAGUGAGGGAACUAGAAGGGAAAGAAUGAUGAUUUUAAAACACAAUGUAGCUUCGAAUUCGAGCAGAUGGGAAGUACAUGGUCUGCACGGAUUGAAUUCACCGUAUUUGUUUCCAAGGAGAUCGUUUUGUCGUGUGCAGAACCAGAAUCCCGCUGGGAACGAGAGUUCUGUCCCAAGCUCUCCGGUUUUUCCUACCUACAUGGCUGCAACUGAAUCAGCAAAAGCAAAGGUAAGGUCAAUGAGCACACCGAGGCAACGGCUCGGAUUACCCGAUACAUGCUUCGAUCAUAACAUGCCAUACAAGGGUGGACUUUCUCUCUGGUCUACAUAUAAUGGUGAAACAUUUGAGUAUCAAUGAGAAGCAGAGUCUCCCUAUGAACAAACUCUCUCUUUGACUGUAUAUGCAAGAAAUAGAAUAUAGCUUCAUAUUACAAGGAAGACCCUUUGAGUGUUGUGUAUGUGAUGAGUGAUACAUAUUGUUUUUUUUUUUUUUUUUUGUGUGUGCGUGUGUAAAAACAGAAUUUGGAAAGAUUUUUGUGCCAAGUAAUGAGCAAUGGAAGAUUUGACUUUGUAUUA